Messenger RNA from Eutrema salsugineum, 2022 nucleotides. Its product is annotated as H/ACA ribonucleoprotein complex subunit 4. The record is from RefSeq and is a predicted model, not a curated record. NCBI's taxonomy places the organism in Eukaryota, Viridiplantae, Streptophyta, Magnoliopsida, Brassicales, Brassicaceae. The transcript has a single exon. Bases 99 to 1850 code for a protein of 583 amino acids. Gene Ontology annotation, biological process: snRNA pseudouridine synthesis; rRNA pseudouridine synthesis; mRNA pseudouridine synthesis. Gene Ontology annotation, cellular component: box H/ACA snoRNP complex. Gene Ontology annotation, molecular function: RNA binding; pseudouridine synthase activity.
CUCAGUAUAAAUUAACUCUGGUACACGACGCCUCUCUUUCCUCCAUUUUUCAAAAUCCCUCUUACCGAGCAGAAAACCCUAAUUUCAGCCGGAGAGCCAUGACGGAGGUCGAACAAUCGCGCUCGGAGAAAGAUGCCGACACCGGAGACUACAUGAUCAAGCCGCAGAGUUUCACUCCAGCCAUCGAUACAUCCAACUGGCCAAUCCUCCUCAAGAACUACAACCUUCUCAACGUCCGUACCGGCCACUACACUCCCAUCGCCGCCGGUCACUCUCCCCUGAAGCGUCCAAUUCAAGACUACAUCAGGUACGGUAUAAUCAAUCUCGACAAACCAGCGAACCCUUCUUCUCACGAGGUCGUUGCUUGGAUCAAGCGUAUCCUCCGUGUGGAGAAGACUGGUCACAGUGGCACUCUUGACCCUAAGGUCACCGGAAACCUCAUUGUCUGCAUCGACCGAGCCACACGGCUUGUGAAAUCGCAGCAAGGCGCCGGUAAAGAGUACGUCUGUGUAGCUCGGCUUCACUCUGCUGUUCCCGAUGUUGCUAAAGUCGCUAGAGCCCUCGAAUCGCUCACCGGAGCUGUGUUUCAGAGGCCUCCUCUCAUCUCUGCCGUGAAGAGACAGCUUAGGAUUAGGACAAUCUAUCAAAGCAAGCUGCUUGAGUAUGAUGCGGACAGGCAUUUGGUUGUUUUCUGGGUUUCUUGUGAGGCAGGUACUUACAUUAGGACCAUGUGUGUUCACUUGGGUCUGCUUCUUGGUGUCGGUGGCCAUAUGCAGGAGCUUAGGAGGGUCAGGUCUGGGAUUUUGGGUGAGAAUGAUAAUAUGGUUACAAUGCAUGAUGUCAUGGACGCCAAAUGGAUGCAUGACAAGCACAAUGAUGAGGCUUAUCUCAGGAGAGUGAUUAUGCCUCUUGAGGUGAUAUUGACGAGCUACAAGAGGCUCGUCGUCAAGGAUUCAGCUGUGAAUGCAAUCUGUUAUGGUGCUAAGCUGAUGAUUCCGGGGCUGUUGAGGUUCGAGAACGACAUUGAUGUUGGCACCGAGGUUGUUCUGAUGACGACUAAAGGAGAGGCCAUUGCUGUUGGGAUCGCUGAGAUGACCACUUCUGUGAUGGCUACUUGUGAUCACGGUGUGGUUGCUAAGAUCAAGCGGGUGGUCAUGGACAGAGACACUUACCCGAGGAAGUGGGGAUUGGGACCUAGAGCUUCGAUGAAGAAGAAGCUUAUUGCUGAUGGGAAGCUGGAUAAGCACGGGAAGCCGAAUGAGAAAACUCCUGUAGAGUGGAGCAGGAACGUGGUUUUGCCUACCGGUGGAGAUGCUAUGAUUGCUGGUGCUGCUGCUGCUCCUGAGAAGGAUGAGAAGAAGGUUGAGGCUGAGAAUGGAGAAGCAGGGGAAGCUCGUAAGCGCAAGCAUGAUGGUAAUGAUAGCCCUGCUCCUGUUUCAACCAAGAAGGCUAAAACCAAAGAAGUUGAAGGAGGCGAGGUCGAAGAGAAGGUGAAGUCGAAGAAGAAGAAGGAUACAGAAGAAGAUGUCGGGUCUGAGAAGAAAGAGAAGAAGAAGAAGAAGGAGAAGAAAGAGGAGGAUAAAGAAGAGUUGUCAUCUCCAAAGUCUGAAAAGUCAGAGAAGAAGAAGAAAAAGAAGAGCAAAGAGGCAGAGGAAGCUACUGUUGAUGGUGAAGAUGACUCAGCAGCUGAGAAAAGUGGGAAGAAGAAGAAGAAAAAGAAGAGUAAAGAGGCAGAGGAAGCUGCUGUUGAUGGUGAAGAUGACUCAGCGGCUGAGAAUAGUGAGAAGAAGAAGAAAAAGGACAAGAAGAAGAAGAAGAAGAGCAAAGACAGUGAGGAUGACGAAGAAUAAGAUUAGUUUGUGUUAUGGUGAUCCUUUAAGUUUUGAAGUUUUUUUUAGUGUUGUGGUAUUACUCUGGAAAAAGUGAGACAAAAGGCAUUUAUGCUUGUAGUAAAAGUCUCACUUCAGAUUACGUUUUGUGUCUCUCAGUUUUUCAUGUUUUAUGUUUACAUUUGCAAGGUUA